This is a messenger RNA of Ictidomys tridecemlineatus (thirteen-lined ground squirrel), 1114 nucleotides long. It is a transcript of the gene Sdhb, whose product is annotated as succinate dehydrogenase complex iron sulfur subunit B. Gene Ontology annotation, cellular component: mitochondrial membrane. Gene Ontology annotation, molecular function: oxidoreductase activity; electron transfer activity; 2 iron, 2 sulfur cluster binding. NCBI's taxonomy places the organism in Eukaryota, Metazoa, Chordata, Mammalia, Rodentia, Sciuridae. The record is from RefSeq and is a predicted model, not a curated record. Gene Ontology annotation, biological process: tricarboxylic acid cycle; aerobic respiration; respiratory electron transport chain.
AUCCGAAACCGCCUCCAACUCGGUGGCUCCCGCGCGGCUAGCGGGUCCACGGGGGACGCCGGCUCUGCGCCGCGGUGUUCGACGGGACGUCGGCAGAGAGCGACCUCGGGGUUAAGGGGUGGGGCUGACGUCAGGAGCCAAGAUGGCGGCGGUGGUCGCGGUCUCCUUGAGGCGCCGGUUCCCGGCCACCGCGCUCGGCGGAGCGUGCCUGCAGGCCUGCCGAGGGGCUCAGACAGCUGCAGCCGCAGUUCCUCGAAUUAAGAAAUUUGCCAUCUAUCGAUGGGACCCUGACAAGACCGGAGAUAAACCUCACAUGCAGACUUAUGAAAUUGAUCUGAACAAAUGUGGUCCCAUGGUAUUGGAUGCUUUAAUCAAGAUUAAGAAUGAAAUGGAUUCUACCUUGACCUUCCGAAGGUCAUGCAGAGAAGGUAUCUGUGGCUCCUGUGCCAUGAACAUCAAUGGAGGCAACACGCUCGCCUGCACCCGCAGGAUCGACACCGACCUCAACAAGGUCUCAAAAAUCUACCCCCUCCCGCACAUGUACGUGAUCAAGGACCUCGUUCCCGAUUUGAGCAACUUCUAUGCACAGUACAAGUCCAUCGAGCCCUACUUGAAGAAGAAGGAUGAGUCCCAGGAGGGCAAGCAGCAGUACCUGCAGUCCAUGGAAGAUCGUGAGAAACUGGACGGGCUCUAUGAGUGCAUCCUCUGUGCCUGCUGCAGCACCAGCUGCCCCAGCUACUGGUGGAAUGGAGACAAGUACUUGGGGCCCGCAGUUCUUAUGCAGGCCUAUCGCUGGAUGAUCGACUCCAGAGAUGACUUCACAGAGGAGCGCCUGGCCAAGCUGCAAGACCCCUUCUCCCUGUACCGCUGCCACACCAUCAUGAACUGCACAAGGACCUGUCCCAAGGGUCUGAAUCCAGGGAAGGCUAUUGCUGAAAUCAAGAAGAUGAUGGCGACCUACAAGGAGAAGAAAGCUGCGGUUUAGCUGUUUCCCUGCUGAGCGCGGCUUCUGACCAGCUCAGAGCUGAACGUGGCUCAUAUCUAACUUGAUUUCCUUUGAAGGUCUUGAUUUUUCCAUGAAUACGGCAUGUAUGAUAAAAGUUAUAAGAAAUCA